UUUAUAAUAUCCAUGCAUGUGUCUCAUAUGCAAAUAUGCAGCAAAACAACAACAACAAGAACAACAAUAAAAACAAAAAAAAACAAUUUGAAAAAAAAGGGUGACAAAUGGAUGGAGCAUGCAUUCAUACAUCUUAAUUACUGCCUCCUAAUUUAAUUUCCAACAUGCAAAUAAAAGACAUGCAAACCAGUAGGCCACAAUACAAGCAUCACAAAAUACAGAUACGAUAAUAUAUAUACAUCGAUCAAGUAUGUAAUUAAUUAACAUGAACCGAAACAGAUUGAGCUCUUACAGUACAUUAAGCCAAAAAUAUGAGUGAAAGACAGUUAAAAGUAUUGAUGUACCCAUGGUUAGCCAUGGGCCAUAUAACUCCAUAUUUUCAUCUUGCUAACAAACUUGCCCAAAGAGGCCAUAUGGUCACAAUCUUGAUCCCUAACAAAGCCAAGUUUUUGGUUCAAUCUUCAAACCACCAUCCAUCAAAUAUAACCCUCCAUACAAUCACCAUCCCUCAUGUUCAUCCACUCCCUCCGGGGACGGAAACCGCCUCGGACAUUCCCUUCCACCUUCAAACCCACCUCGCCACCGCUCAAGAUCUCACCCGUCCUCAAUUUGAGUCUAUCCUUGAUACAUUCCAACCUCACCUUGUCUUUUAUGACUUCACCUACUGGGUCCCGGAGGCAGUAUCUGCCUCCGGGUCUCAGGCCAAAUGUGUGGCUUACUAUAUAGUCUCUGCCGCGGCCUUAGCCUUUAGGAUGGUCCCAUUUCGGGACCCACCAAAGGGUAAGGCCGCGGUCAAUGAUGAUGACCCGUGCGUAGCUUGUGCUCCGCCUGGGUAUCCAUCGACCACGAUUAUCCUCAAGCCAAAGAGAAUGCUAGGUUUGUACGUACCAUUCGGCGAAGGGGUUACAUUCUACCAACGGAUCACCACCUCGCUCAAGUGUAGCGACGCCAUUGCUAUGAAGACAUGCCGAGAGAUAGAAGGCAAGUAUUGUGACUACUUGUCAAGCCAGUAUAAUAAGCCCGUCCUACUCUCGGGCCUAGACCUUCCCAAGCCCGAUGAGUUGGAGCUGAAGGCCUGUUGGGCCGAGUGGCUGAACAAAUUUCACCCUGGGUCGGUUAUAUUCUGCGCCUUCGGGAGUCAAGUCAUGCUUGACUUGUCUCAAUUCCAAGAGCUAUUACUCGGGUUUGAAAUGACAAAACUACCCUUCUUAGUCGCAUUCAAGCCCCCCACGGGGUGCGCAACCGUAGAGGAAGCGUUCCCCGAGGGGUUUGUGGAUAGAGUCAGGGAGUUCGGGUUAGUGACGGGUGAGUGGGUUCAACAACCUCAAAUACUCGCGCACCCGUCGGUCGGGUGCUUCGUGAGCCAUUGUGGAUCCGGUAGUAUAUGGGAGUCUAUGUUGAGUAAAAACCAGAUGGUGUUGAUACCACAGUUGCAAGAUCAAGUUUUGUUUACUAAAAUAUUUACAAAGGAGUUGAAAGUGGCUGUUGAGGUACAAAGAGGAGAGGAUGAGUUGUGGGUGUCAAAGGAGAGUUUGUGUAAAGCUGUCAAAUCUGUGAUGGAUGAUAAUUCUGAAAUUGGUGGUUUGGUCAAGAAGAAUCAUGAAUUUUGGAGGCACAAAUUAGUCCAACCUCAGUUUAUGAGUGGUUAUAUUGAUCAUUUCAUCAAGGAUUUGCAUGCACUUGUUAAUUAAGAGGAAUUUUGAGAUGUUAUAUAUACUGGCUCGGUCUAGCUAGGCCCA
Molecule: messenger RNA, 1739 nt
Organism: Spinacia oleracea (spinach)
Lineage: Eukaryota; Viridiplantae; Streptophyta; Magnoliopsida; Caryophyllales; Amaranthaceae
Product: UDP-glycosyltransferase 79B9-like
Exons: 1
Coding region: 312-1691 (459 amino acids)
Molecular function (GO): UDP-glucosyltransferase activity
Source: RefSeq, a predicted model, not a curated record